AUGACCGACUCUGCGAAGCAAGAUUUGGCGUCUGCUUUUCGCCAACACCUACCUGAUCUUACCACACCAAGAUUUACCACAUCGUCGAGGCAAAGUCCCUACGAGUACGUCGAGGCCUUCCAGAACAGCCACAUCCCUCCGUGGCUGUACAACUUGACCGAAGCAUGGAAAGCACUCCUGGAUGAGCCUUACAAGGGCAUCUCCACCGACGGAAGUAUCAGAGAUAACCUCUUCUUCAACGAAGACCUUGGGGUUCCCACUGCGGAGAUUCGGGACGCAGCCAUGACAGUCCUCAACAAGCUCACGCCAGAACAAAAGUCCAAAGUCCAGUAUGCUGUCAAUGCCCGCGAAUGGAGAUGCUGGUCCAAUCCAGAGUUUCUGCUUCGACCCUUUGGACUUCGCUUGGAGGAAUUGUCACCGGAUCUCGUAGAGUCAAUCUUGGGCGUUCUCCAAGCAACAUUCUCUCCUGAAGGGUACGAAAAAGCAAUCGCUGCCAUGCGAGUGAACCAUUUCCUUGGAGAGGUCUGCGGCGUCCCGCGCAUCAUGAAUCAGUUUUCAUACAACUUCCUCCUGUUUGGAGAGCCUUCCGUGGACAAAGCUUGGGGUUGGUCUCUAUAUGGCCACCAUCUGUGUCUCAGCGUCUUCUUGCAAGGCUCUCAGAUUGUCAUCUCCCCCACCUUUACCGGUGCGGAGCCGAAUCUCAUCGAUGCUGGUGAAUGGGCCGGCACAGCCAUACUGCACCGCGAGGGGAAUCUCGGUUUGAAGCUGAUGCAAAGUUUGCCUGCACAAUCUCAGCGGUCGGCGCAGAUCUAUAAGUUCAUGCGGGAUCCAGAUAUGUUGCAAACUGGAGACCUGAAGAUCGRCCGCUGGAACCAGGACGACCAGCGGCAUUUAUGUGGCGCAUUUCGUGACAAUCGCAUAGUACCGUACGAAGGCAUCAAGGUAUCUUCAAUGACGCCGGACCAACAACAGCUCAUCCUCGAUGUUGCAGAGGAGUUCCUGUUGUACCAUCCCCACCAGACAAGGCAGAGACGUAAAGAGCAGAUCAAAGAGCACUUUGCCGAGACUUAUUUCAGCUGGAUCGGCGGCUAUGGCGACAACGACCCAUUCUACUAUAGGGUGCAGAGUCCCGUCAUCAUUUUCGAGUUCGAUCAUCACUCCGGGGUCUUUCUUACAAACACUGAACCAGCGAAAUUUCACACUCAUACCAUUGUGAGAACACCCAAUGCAGGCGAUUACGGACAGGCUCUGCGGGCGCCGCAAGACCGUGUGCCUUAG
Molecule: messenger RNA, 1278 nt
Organism: Ramularia collo-cygni
Lineage: Eukaryota; Fungi; Ascomycota; Dothideomycetes; Mycosphaerellales; Mycosphaerellaceae
Exons: 3
Coding region: 1-1278 (425 amino acids)
Source: RefSeq, a predicted model, not a curated record